This is a messenger RNA of Thamnophis elegans (Western terrestrial garter snake), 5673 nucleotides long. It is a transcript of the gene ZP1, whose product is annotated as zona pellucida glycoprotein 1. The transcript has 12 exons. Gene Ontology annotation, biological process: prevention of polyspermy; binding of sperm to zona pellucida. Gene Ontology annotation, cellular component: egg coat. The record is from RefSeq and is a predicted model, not a curated record. Bases 1 to 5673 code for a protein of 1890 amino acids. Lineage: Eukaryota; Metazoa; Chordata; Lepidosauria; Squamata; Natricidae. Gene Ontology annotation, molecular function: structural constituent of egg coat; acrosin binding.
AUGGAGUUGGGUUGUAGUGGCUCUCUAGGUUUAGUAUUCCUAGUGAUUCUGGGGUUAUGUCAUGGGCAAGCAGACUUCUGGAAAGCUGGCACAGAAGCCAUCCAGUAUCACUAUAACUGUGAAGAUGAUGGUUUCCAGUUGCUUGUGUACCGCAAUCAAGUCCAGGAGGUCCGCUUUAAAGUUGUGGAUGAAUUUGGGAAAGUCGUUGACGUUUCCAAUUGUCCCUUCUGUCGUCACUUGAUUAUAUCAGAUAAUAGGACAGUUACCUUCUCUGCUGGCUAUGGUAGUCGCUGCGGUAUAAUAAAGAAGGAUGGAAAACUUCACAUGAAAGUUCAUUUAGAGCAACUAACAAGGAAUGGAAGAGUAGCUGCUCAUGACAUCAACAUGAUCUGCCCGAAGCCACAGGAGCAUUUCACAACCCCAAUGUGGCCUCAGCCUGGUCUUGUGCACCCUAUCCAGCCAGGACAGAUUCCCCCAGGAGAGUCUCAACCCGGCCUAGUGCCCCCCAUCCAUCCAGGACAGAUUCGGCCAGGAGAGUCCCAGCCUGGCCUAAUGAGCCCCGUCCAGCCAGAACAGGUGCGCCCAGGAGAGUUUCUGCCCAGCCUAGUGCACCCCAUCCAGCCCGGACAAGUACGCCCAGGAGAAUCUCUGCCCGGUCUUGUGCGCCCCAUCCAGCCAGGACAGGUGCGACCAGGAGAAUCUCACACUGGCCGAGUGCACCCCAUCCAGCCAGAACAGGUGCGCCCAAGAGAAUCUCUGCCCGGCCUAGUGCGGCCCAUCCAGCCAGGACAGGUUUGCCCAGGAGAAUCUCUAUUCGGCCUAGUGUGCCCCAUCCAGCCAGAACAGGUGCGCCCAGGAGAAUCUCACACUGGCCUAUUGCGCCCCAUCCAGCCAGGUCAAAUUCGCCCAGGAGGAUCUCUGCCCGGUCUAGUGCGCCCCAUCCAGCCAGGACAGGUUCGCCCAGGAGAAUCUCUGCCCGGCCUAGUGCGGCCCAUCCAGCCAGGACAGGUUCACCCAGGAGAAUCUCUGCCCGGUCUUGUGCGCCCCAUCCAGCCAGGACAGGUGCGCCCAGGAGAAUCUCACACCGGCCUAGUACAGCCCAUCCAGCCAGGACAGGUUUGCCCAGGAGAAUCUCUGCCCGGCCUAGUGUGCCCCAUCCAGCCAGAACAGGUGCGCCCAGGAGAAUCUCUGCCCAGCCUAGUGCGCCCCAUCCAGCCAGGACCGGUGCGCCCAGGAGAAUCUCUGCCCGGUCUAGUGCGCCCCAUCCAUCCAGGACAGGUUCGCCCAGGAGAAUCUCUGCCCGGCCUAGUGCGCCCCAUCCAGCCAGAACAGGUGCGUCCAGGAGAAACUCUGCCCGGCCUAGUGCGCCCUAUCCAGCCAGAACAGGUGCGUCCAGGACAAUCUCUGCCCGGCCUUGUGCGCCCCAUCCAGCCAGGACAGGUGCGACCAGGAGAAUCUCACACUGGCCUAGUGCAGCCCAUCCAGCCAGGACAGGUUCACCCAGGAGAAUCUCUGCCCGGCCUAGUGCACCCCAUCCAGCCAGAACAGGUGCGACCAGGAGAAACUCUGCCCGGCCUUGUGCGCCCCAUCCAGCCAGGACAGGUGCGUCCAGGACAGUCUCUGCCCGGCUUAGUGCAGCCCAUGCAGCCAGAACAGGUGCGCCCAGGAGAAACUCUGCCCGGCCUAGUGCGCCCCAUCCAGCCAGGACAGGUGCGUCCAGGACAAUCUCUGCCUGGUCUUGUGCGCCCCAUUCAGCCAGGACAGGUUCGCCCAGUAGAGUCCGAGACCGGCCUAGUGCGCCCCAUCCAGCCAGAACAGGUGCGUCCAGGACAAUCUCUGCCUGGUCUAGUGCGCCCCAUCCUGCCAGAACAGGUGCGCCCAGGAGAAUCUCUGCCCGGCCUAGUGCGCCCCAUCCAGCCAGGACAGGUGCGUCCAGGACAAUCUCUGCCCGGCCUUGUGCACCCCAUCCAGCCAGGACAGGUGCGACCAGGAGAAUCUCACACUGGCCUAGUGCAGCCCAUCCAGCCAGAACAGGUGCGUCCAGGAGAAUCUCUGCCUGGUCUUGUGCGCCCCAUCCAGCCAGGACAGGUUCGCCCAGUAGAGUCCGAGACCGGCCUAGUGCGCCCCAUCCAGCCAGGACAGGUUCGCCCAGGAGAAUCUCUGCCCGGCCUAGUGCGCCCCAUCCAGCCAGGACAGGUGCGCCCAGGAGAAUCUCUACCUGGCCUAGUGCGCCCCAUCCAGCCAGGACAGGUGCGACCAGGAGAAUCUCACACGGGCCUAGUGCGCCCCAUCCAGCCAGGACAGGUGCGUCCAGGACAAUCUCUGCCUGGUCUUGUGCGCCCCAUCCAGCCAGGACAGGUUCGUCCAGGAGAAUCUCACACCGGCCUAGUGCGCCCCACCCAGCCAGAACAGGGGCGCCCAGAAGAAUCUCUGCCCGGCCUAGUGCGCCCCAUCCAGCCAGGACAAGUUCGCCCAGUAGAGUCUGAGACCGGCCUAGUGCGCCCCAUCCAGCCAGGACAGGUGCGACCAGGGGAAUCUCACACUGGCCUAGUGCGCCCCAUCCAGCCAGGACAGGUGCGUCCAGGACAAUCUCUGCCUGGUCUUGUGCGCCCCAUCCAGCCAGGACAGGUUCGCCCAGUAGAGUCCGAGACCGGCCUAGUGCGCCCCAUCCAGCCAGGACAGGUUCGCCCAGGAGAAUCUCUGCCCGGCCUAGUGCGCCCCAUCCAGCCAGGACAGGUGCGUCCAGGAGAAUCUCUGCUCGGCCUAGUGCGCCCCAUCCAGCCAGGACAGGUGCGACCAGGAGAAUCUCACACGGGCCUAGUGCGCCCCAUCCAGCCAGGACAGGUUCGUCCAGGAGAAUCUCACACCGGCCUAGUGCGCCCCAUCCAGCCAGGACAGGUUCGUCCAGGAGAAUCUCACACCGGCCUAGUGCGCCCCAUCCAGCCAGAACAGGUGCGCCCAGGAGAAUCUCACACCGGCCUUGUGCGCCCCAUCCAGCCAGGACAGGUGCGUCCAGGACAAUCUCUGCCCGGUCUUGUGCACCCCAUCCAGCCAGGACAGGUUCGCCCAGUAGAGUCCGAGACCGGCCUAGUGCGCCCCAUCCAGCCAGAACAGGUGCGUCCAGGAGAAUCUCACACCAGCCUAGUGCGCCCAGGAGAAUCUCACACGGGCCUAGUGCGCCCCAUCCAGCCAGGACAGGUUCGUCCAGGAGAAUCUCACACCGGCCUAGUGCGCCCCAUCCAGCCAGGACAGGUUCGUCCAGGAGAAUCUCACACCGGCCUAGUGCGCCCCAUCCAGCCAGAACAGGUGCGUCCAGGAGAAUCUCACACCGGCCUUGUGCGCCCCAUCCAGCCAGGACAGGUGCGUCCAGGAGAAUCUCUGCCCGGCCUAGUGCACCCCAUCCAGCCAGGACAGGUGCGACCAGGAGAAUCUCACACGGGCCUAGUGCGCCCCAUCCAGCCAGAACAGGUGCGCCCAGGAGAAUCUCACACCGGCCUUGUGCGCCCCAUCCAGCCAGGACAGGUGCGUCCAGGAGAAUCUCUGCCCGGCCUAGUGCACCCCAUCCAGCCAGAACAGGUGCGCCCAGGAGAAACUCUGCCCGGCCUAGUGCGCCCCAUCCAGCCAGGACAAGUUCGCCCAGUAGAGUCUGAGACCGGCCUAGUGCGCCCCAUCCAGCCAGGACAGGUUCGCCCAGGAGAAUCUCACACUGGCCUAGUGUGGCCCAUCCAGCCAGAACAGGUGCGCCCAGGAGAAACUCUGCCCGGCCUAGUGCGCCCCAUCCAUCCAGGACAGGUGCGUCCAGGACAAUCUCUGCCUGGUCUUGUGCGCCCCAUCCAGCCAGGACAGGUUCGCCCAGUAGAGUCCGAGACCGGCCUAGUGCGCCCCAUCCAGCCAGGACAGGUUCGCCCAGGAGAAUCUCACACUGGCCUAGUGUGGCCCAUCCAGCCAGAACAGGUGCGCCCAGGAGAAACUCUGCCCGGCCUAGUGCGCCCCAUCCAUCCAGGACAGGUGCGUCCAGGACAAUCUCUGCCCGGUCUUGUGCGCCCCAUCCAGCCAGGACAGGUUCGCCCAGUAGAGUCCGAGACCGGCCUAGUGCGCCCCAUCCAGCCAGAACAGGUGCGUCCAGGAGAAUCUCUGACCGGCCUAGUGCACCCCAUCCAGCCUGGGCAGGUGCGCCCAGGAGAAUCUCAAACCAGCCUAGUACGCCCUAUCCAGCCAGGACAGGUUCACCCAGGAGAGUCUCAGCCUGGCCUAGUGCGCCCCAUCCAGCCAGGACAGAUUCACCCCAGAGAGUCCCAGCCUGGCUUGGUGCGUCCAGGGCAGUUUCAGCCAGGCCUGGUGUAUCCAGGUGAAUCCCAACCUGGCCAACUUCUUCCACUUCAGCCAGACCAUGUUCGUCCAGGGGAGUCUUUUCCUGAGCAUGUGUAUUCAAUGGUCAUCCAGUCUCGUGUAGGUCGCCCUCUAACUCAGCAACAAUGCCAGGUUUCUUCUGGGAGAAUACCCUGUGCAGAUGUACAAGGACCAACAGCUUGUCAUCAAACAGGAUGCUGUUAUGAUGCUAGGGAUCAGGUGACUCCAUGCUACUAUGGCAACACAGUCACUGUUCAGUGCCUUCGAGAUGGCUACUUCAUUUUGGUAAUCUCCAGGGAUAUGUUGGAUUAUCCGAUCAUCCUGGAGAGUGUCAGACUCUCCUAUGCCCAAGCAAGUUGCAGUCCAGUCAGAAAAACAGAAUCUUUCCUGGUCUUCCGCUUUCCUCUCACACAGUGUGGCACAACUGUUCAGGUGACUGGUGGCAAAUUGAUAUACGAAAACCAGCUCGUUUCUGGCCUCGACAUCCUAAAAGGGCGAGAUGGCUCUAUUACACGAGAUAGUACCUUCAUGCUUCAUGCUCGUUGUAUCUACAAUGCUACUGAUUUCCUGCCACUUCAAGUUGAAGUGUUCUCACCUCCCAGUCCAGCUCCAAUUUUCCAAGUAGGACCUCUCCGGCUUGAGCUGCGCAUUGCCACAGAUUCAAGUUAUACCUCAUACUACUCAAAUUUACAAUAUCCUAUUGUGAAGAUCCUGAGAGAGCCUGUGCAUGUAGAGAUUCGCAUCCUACAGAGACUGGACCCAUCCCUGAUUCUGGUUCUCCAUGAUUGCUGGGCUACUCCAAGUUCAAAUCCCCUUGAGCAAUUACAGUGGCCAAUUCUAGUAGAUGGGUGCCCAUUUGAAGGAGACAACUACAGAACCGAGCUGGUGCCCAUGGGACCUGCUACAUCAGAGCUUUCCUUUCCUAACCACUACCAGCGUUUCAUCAUUUACACGUUCACAUUUGUGGAUUCUGCCCCUCAAAUGAUGCUAGAUGGUUCUGUGCACCUCUUCUGCAGCGUAUCUGUUUGCCAUCCCUCCGAUCAUGAUUCCUGCAGAGUUGCAUGUCAAAUGCCAGUGGCUUCAAGAGGCCGUCGGUUUUUGAAGGAGGCGAAUGAGACAGAAUCCAUGGACUUAAUAAGCACUUAUGGAGCUGUAAUUUUUCAAGAGAAUAUUCAUGAGAAACAAGUUGAGUGGAAGAGUGAUGUGAACUCCAGUGAAGACUUCACUCUGGUGCUUUUGGUGGUACUACCUAUCAUUGGGAUUAUCCUAUUUAUUGCUGUGCUAGUGCUCUGGAAGAAAAGAAGCAGGAUGACUAAAUUCUAA